CUAAUUUCACGCGGGAAAUUUGAAUUUCUUUUUAUUUAAUUAAAGUUUAUUAGAGUAUAUAAUGUAUUAAAUGAUUAAUUAAGAUACCUUGCAUUUUUUUUUUAUCUUAAAUAUAAGCUGUUGAAUUCCUCUAGUGAACAUAUUGUAGAUUAUAAUCCAAGAUAUAUGUAGAAGUAUUUUCAUUUUAUUUUACUCGGUAUUAUUUCAACCAAUACAGUAUUAAUUGAGGAUACAAAUUGAAAAAUAAAAUUUUUUGUUAGCUACAUACAAUAGACUACAUUCAACGCUGGAUGUAUCAAUGUAGACGUGUGAACAGAAAAAUGAAAGUUAUUCAUUUAUUACGAUAUUACUCGAGGAUGUUGUUUCUUCGUAUACGUCGAACAAAUUAGUAUCUGUCAAUCAACUCUGACGGAUACGGGAAAUUUUUUAUGUAACUUUUAUAUGGCAUAGAGGGAAGCCGAUGGACUGGAGAAAUGACGAGUCCGACCAUUCAAGUGUGGAAAAUUUUACAUGGGAUGAGAAAAACCUCUUGACGAAGACCAAAAGCGAUGUAAGUGUAACUGGUGCGGUUGGAUGUAACGUCUGUUGUCAAGGAGUACAGGCGAACUUCGGUAUUUGUAAAGAAUCAAGAAGCUUUACGUCGGCCUUCGAACGCUUGGAACUGGAGGCGGAAAUUGAAUGUAGAAACGAGACGAUACCGCUUCGACGAACGAGCGACGCUCAGACUGAACCACUUGAUGAUAUCAAACAAGAAUUAUAUGAUUUUGAUGCUAGAGAUAUUUUACCUUGUCGACAAGCUCUUCAACAUUCGGAUAUUUUGAAUUUCCAAGGCGUUAGAUAUCCGUCCGAAGAUAUAGCUCGUUAUUGGAAGAAAGACUCGCGAAUGUGGCUUUGGAAAUCUGUUAGACUGAUGCGCAGACAAAACGAAUGUAAAUCUUCGAGUAACGCGUGCGCGACAGAUAAUGAAAAUGAAGAAAAAGAUUAAUCUG
Hylaeus volcanicus is the source of this 989-nucleotide messenger RNA. RefSeq lists its product as uncharacterized. Lineage: Eukaryota; Metazoa; Arthropoda; Insecta; Hymenoptera; Colletidae. The transcript is spliced from 4 exons. The record is from RefSeq and is a predicted model, not a curated record. Bases 461 to 985 code for a protein of 174 amino acids.